Molecule: messenger RNA, 249 nt
Organism: Soboliphyme baturini
Lineage: Eukaryota; Metazoa; Nematoda; Enoplea; Dioctophymatida; Soboliphymatidae
Source: the annotation of a GenBank genome assembly
AUGAACAGCGCCGCUACGGUAGCGGUCACCGCGCUGCUGGUCGCCGUCCUGGCCGCAUUGCUCUACUGCCUCAGAACGGUGGUUUCCAGCCGAUUGGGUCUCAAACACAUGUACAGCUACGCACCACUGCUGAGCGACAAGUUCUGCAAUCGCUGCAGCGUUCGGAAAGACGCCGACCAAUGGUCAAGCGGUCCCGGUCGACCCGACUCAUCGGUGAGUAAUUGCAAAUCGACACGACGUGUUACAUAG